CCCACCCCCCCCCCCCCCCCCCCCCCCCCCCCCCCCCCCCCCCCCCCCCCCCCCCCCCCCCCCCCCCCCCCCCCCCCCCCCCCCCCCCCCCCCCCCCCCCCCCCCCCCCCCCCCCCCCCCCCCCCCCCCCCCCCCCCCCCCCCCCCCCCCCCCCCCCCCCCCCCCCCCCCCCCCCCCCCCCCCCCCCCCCCCCCCCCCCCCCCCCCCCCCCCCCCCCCCCCCCCCCCCCCCCCCCCCCCCCCCCCCCCCCCCCCCCCCCCCCCCCACCCCCCCCCCCCCCCCCCCCCCCCCCCCCCCCCCCCCCCCCCCCCCCCCCCCCCCCCCCCCCCCCCCCCCCCCCCCCCCCCCCCCCCCCCCCCACCCCCCCCCCCCCCCACCCCCCCCCCCCCCCCCCCCCCCCCCCCCCCCCCCCCCCCCCCCCCCCCCACCCCCCCCCCCCCCCCCCCCCCCCACCCCCCCCCCCCCCCCCCCCCCCCCCCCCCCCCCCCCCCCCCCCCCCCCCCCCCCCCCCCCCCCCCCCCCCCCCCCCCCCCCCCCCCCCCCCCCACCCCCCCCCCCCCCCCCCCCCCCCCCCCCCCCCCCCCCCCCCCCCCCCCCCCCCCCCCCCCCCCCCCCCCCCCCCCCCCCCCCCCCCCCCCCCCCCCCCCACCCCCCCCCCCACCCCCCCCCCCCCCCCCCCCCCCCCCCCCCCCCCCCCCCCCCCCCCCCCCCCCCCCCCCCCCCCCCCCCCCCCCCCCCCCCACCCCCCCCCCCCCCCCCCCCCCCCCCCCCCCCCCCCCCCCCCCCCCCCCCCCCCCCCCCCCCCCCCCCCCCCCCCCCCCCCCCCCCCCCCCCCCCCCCCCCCCCCCCCCCCCCCCCCCCCCCCCCCCCCCCCCCCCCCCCCCCCCCCCCCCCCCCCACCCCCCCCCCCCCCCCCCCCCCCCCCCCCCCCCCCCCCCCCCCCCCCCCCCCCCCCCCCCCCCCCCCCCCCCCCCCCCCCCCCCCCCCCCCCCCCCCCCCCCCCCCCCCCCCCCCCCCCCCCACCCCCCCCCCCCCCCCCCCCCCCCCCCCCCCCCCCCCCCCCCCCCCCCCCCCCCCCCCCCCCCCCCCCCACCCCCCCCCCCCCCCCCCCCCCCCCCCCCCCCCCCCCCCCCCCCCCCCCCCCCCCCCCCCCACCCCCCCCCCCCCCCCCCCCCCCCCCCCACCCCCCCCCCCCCCCCCCCCCCCCCCCCCCCCCCCCCCCCCCCCCCCCCCCCCCCCCCCCCCCCCCCCCCCCCCCCCCCCCCCCCCCCCCCCCCCCCCCCCCCCCCCCCCCCCCCCCCCACCCCCCCCCCCCCCCCCCCCCCCCCCCCCCCCCCCCCCCCCCCCCCCCCCCCCCCCCCCCCCCCCCCCCCCACCCCCCCCCCCCCCCCCCCCCCCCCCCCCCCCCCCCCCCCCCCCCCCCCCCCCCCCCCCCCCCCCCCCCCCCCCCCCCCCCCCCCACCCCCCCCCCCCCCCCCCCCCCCCCCCCCCCCCCCCCCCCCCCCCCCCCCCCCCCCCCCCCCCCCCCCCCCCCCCCCCCCCCCCCCCCCCCCCCCCCCCCCCCCCCCCCCCCCCCCCCCCCCCCCCCCCCCCCCCCCCCCCCCCCCCCCCCCCCCCCCCCCCCCCCCCCCCACCCCCCCCCCCCCCCCCCCCCCCCAGGACACGCCGGUGUCUGGCUGCUCCCUGCGAUUCCCCGAACACGACUGCCACGACUGA
This is a messenger RNA of Serinus canaria (Common canary), 1716 nucleotides long. RefSeq names its product basic proline-rich protein-like. The record is from RefSeq and is a predicted model, not a curated record. The transcript is spliced from 2 exons. Lineage: Eukaryota; Metazoa; Chordata; Aves; Passeriformes; Fringillidae. The annotation marks the transcript as partial.